Molecule: messenger RNA, 1481 nt
Organism: Bactrocera dorsalis (oriental fruit fly)
Lineage: Eukaryota; Metazoa; Arthropoda; Insecta; Diptera; Tephritidae
Gene: RpL3
Product: 60S ribosomal protein L3
Exons: 6
Coding region: 154-1395 (413 amino acids)
Biological process (GO): translation; ribosomal large subunit assembly
Cellular component (GO): cytosolic large ribosomal subunit; ribosome
Molecular function (GO): RNA binding; structural constituent of ribosome
Source: RefSeq, a predicted model, not a curated record
UAAGAGAUCAAAUCACAGAUGUCGCUCUGUGAUAGUACUGUUCGUUUGUAAUGUGAAGAAACUGCAGCUUGCUUCUACAACAUCCCGAACAAAUACUUUCUUUCUGACAUCGUCGCUCAAAGUGAUCGGAAGCGUCGAAAACUUUUCUGAGAAAUGUCUCAUCGUAAAUUCUCUGCGCCUCGCCAUGGCUCUAUGGCAUUCUACCCCAAGAAGCGGUCAGCUCGCCAUCGUGGUAAGGUUAAGGCCUUCCCCAAGGAUGAUGCCAGUAAACCAGUGCAUUUAACAUGCUUCAUUGGUUACAAAGCUGGUAUGACCCACAUCGUUCGUGAAGCGGACCGUCCUGGAUCCAAGAUCAAUAAGAAGGAGGUUGUUGAAGCCGUAACUGUUUUGGAAACUCCACCAAUGAUUGUUGUUGGUGCUGUAGGUUACAUUGAGACUCCAUACGGUCUCCGUGCUCUCGUCAAUGUAUGGGCACAACAUUUAUCCGAGGAGUGCCGUCGCCGUUUCUACAAGAACUGGUACAAAUCAAAGAAGAAGGCUUUCACCAAAGCCAGCAAGAAAUGGGAAGUUGACUUGGGCAAGAAGAGCAUUGAAAAUGACUUCCGCAAGAUGCUCCGUUACUGCAAGGUCAUCCGCGUUAUUGCUCAUUCACAGAUCCGUUUGAUCAAGCAACGCCAAAAGAAGGCCCAUAUCAUGGAAAUCCAAUUGAACGGUGGUUCUAUUGAAGAUAAGGUUAAAUGGGUUCGUGAGAACUUGGAGAAACCCGUGCAAGUCAGCAAUGUCUUCGGACAGGAUGAGAUGAUUGAUUGCGUUGGUGUUACCAAAGGUAAAGGUUUCAAGGGUGUCACUGCUCGUUGGCAUACCAAGAAAUUGCCACGCAAGACGCACAAGGGUCUGCGCAAGGUUGCUUGUAUUGGAGCCUGGCAUCCAUCUCGUGUGUCCUUCACCGUCGCACGUGCCGGUCAAAAGGGCUACCAUCACCGUACCGAAAUCAACAAGAAGAUCUACCGCAUCGGUGCCGGAAUCCACACCAAGGAUGGCAAGGUCAUCAAAAACAACGCCUCCACCGAGUACGAUUUGACCGAUAAGAGCAUUACACCCAUGGGUGGUUUCCCCCAUUAUGGUGAAGUCACCAAUGACUUCGUCAUGCUCAAGGGUUGUUGCAUUGGCUCGAAGAAGCGUGUGCUCACACUCCGCAAGUCUUUGCUGAAACACACCAAGCGCUCUGCUUUGGAACAAAUCAAACUCAAGUUCAUCGACACAUCGUCAAAGAUGGGUCAUGGUCGUUUCCAAACCCCAGCCGACAAAUUGGCAUUCAUGGGUCCACUCAAGAAGGAUCGCAUCAAGGAGGAGGUUGCCGCCGCUGGUGCUGCCGCUACAUCUGCUACCGCAUAAAUGUAAAUUUAUGUUUGUUAAUUGUAUUAACACUUAAUUACCACAUUGAUUGUGGUAAAAGAUAAAAUAAAUAGUAAAAACCAAAA